Lachancea nothofagi CBS 11611 is the source of this 1047-nucleotide messenger RNA. The record is from the annotation of a GenBank genome assembly. Lineage: Eukaryota; Fungi; Ascomycota; Saccharomycetes; Saccharomycetales; Saccharomycetaceae.
AUGUCGAACAUAUAUCCAAGAGCCAGAACUCUUACAAAAAAAAAUGAUCCUCUGCAUAUUAUCAAGACAAGGAAAAUCACGCACAACAGAGCUGUAACUAUCGCUGGGCCCAUGGUGCGCUAUUCUAAAUUGCCGUUUCGUCAGGUUUGUCGUCACUACAACGUCGACAUUGUUUAUACUCCAAUGAUUUUAGCAAGAGAGUUUGUACGUAACUGCCACGCAAGGAUGGCAGAUUUUAGUUCCAACGACAGCGACACUCCGCUGAUUGUACAAGUGGGCGUCAAUAAUGUAACGGAUUUGCUGAGAUUUGUAGAGAUGGUAAGUCCAUACUGCGAUGGUAUCGGAAUCAACUGUGGAUGUCCGAUCAAAGAACAAAUUCGGGAAGGCAUCGGAUCCGCACUGAUUUACAAUCCAGAGCUUCUAUCAAGCAUGGUUUCUGCCGUUAAAGCCAAGUAUGGCGAUACGGUAAGGCUGGAAACUAAGAUCAGAAUACAUGACGAUUGGGAUCAAACCGUGGCGUUGUGCAACCGCUUGUGCGACGCAGGUGUUGAUUGGAUUACCAUCCAUGGCCGAACCAGGACGACCAGAUCAUCCGUUCCUGUCAAUCUCGAUGCCAUUAAAUACAUCACGGAAAAGAUCCAGGACAGAAAUGUGCCAGUUAUUGCAAAUGGCGAUUGCUUUACCAUGCAAGAUUUCCAAAAUAUUUUGGAUUAUACAGGCGUUGACGGUGUCAUGGCCGUCCGGGGACUACUAGACAACCCUGCUUUAUUCUCUGGUCACGACAAGUGCCCUUGGAGUGCUUUGGAGCUGUUCUGGCACUAUGCCAUGGAAUUUGGCGGACUGCCGCAUCAACUACUCUUGCAUCAUUUGCAUUGCAUGCUCGAGAGUAUGGGACUCGAGAAAAGACUACAUAACGAACUAAUGGAAAUGAAGACUACGGCGCAACUGAUAGAUUGGUUUGAUGAGAAGUUCGUCUUGAAAAGAUUGGGAGAAGCUGGUUUUGCAGAAGCAACUAGAAUUCAGUACAAGAACACUUCGAAAGUUUGA